AUGGCCUCCACCCCCAUUGCUUCCAUUGACACUGCUCUAGAUGAUCUACAGUUCCUGAUUGACACUCAAGGGGGAGCUAAUAUUCUAGGAGUUGAAUUACUAUCCAUUUGUCUGAGGAAUAUUAAAAUAUUUCUUCUAUCAUCCAGAAGGUUGGGCAAUGAUCCAGGUCUUGAAUCCUUGUUGUACAUGAUUGAAGGUUAUGUUUGUAAAUAUGCAGACAUGAUUCACGUACAGCGUCUUCAUCUGGACGCUCAGGCGAAUGGCAAUGAACCUCUGCCCACUAGUCCUCCUGAAGAAUGGGAACAAAUCACGGAACAGCUUAUGUCUUCCUAUGAAAAAAUAGAUCCAUUCUUCAACACCCUGUUCAUAACCUGGACGCAAUCAGAAAACUCUGUUGCAGCAGAUGAAAUUGAUGAUAUCUUUGACUCUGUACUGAAGAAUCUGCAGCGGUUCUUCAUUCUUCAACAUUUUAGUAGCUCUGAGAUUCUGAGGGAACCAAUGAAAGCCUUAGGAGAGCGGAUGAAAUUCUUGAGAAAUCUCAUCUCCUUUACCUCAGAGUCAGCUCAUUCCAAGGCCAAACAAGAUGGGCUUGCUCAAACUGAAUAUGUUUCUGUGAGAGCUGCAUACAUCAUUUUCAAUUGUUAUAAAAAAAUGGGCAAUGAAACCAUUUACAGAGAAAUGCUUCCCCAGAUAUCCUAUUUGUCACAAUUCAUCAUGCCUAUCGACCCUUUGGUCUAUCAUACUUACACUGAGCUCCUGCUUAGCUCAAAGUCAGGCAGAAGAAGAUCACUUCUUGAUGAUCCUCCUGCUGCUCCAGACAUGGACGACAAAAGAGAUGACAAUCCGGCAAAGGAAUUCCUUGAUUCUCUCAUGUCUAUUCUUUGGGAGAUGCUACGAAGUGAUACUUUGAUUUCGAUCAAGGAUCAAAUCCGGGAGCUAUAUGAAGGGCUUGGAUCCUUGUUAUUCAUUCUCGCCCAGCAGCCAACCAAUUUUGAUGUGAAGAAGAAACAUGGCAUUUUUGAUGCGAUAUAUGAUGCUGGAGUCUUCAUUUGCUCGCUGUACCAGACACAUCCACAGCUAGACCGGCUUCCGGAUUUGUUAAAAGCAAUCAGGCUUAUUACUGUGGCAGACCAGCUAGGGGAUGAGAAAGGCGCACCAGAAUUCAACGCUCCGACCACUGCUCCGUUGUCGUUUGUUGAUUUUUUAUUGGAAAAACUGACGGAUCUGAGCAGUUGCGAAGCUGAAACAAAUGCAAGCAGUCUCGCCCAAACAAUUCAGAAACAGCUUGUCUACUUAAGAUCUUUCUUAGGCGGCAUUAUGGAGUUACGCCAUCAAAAGGAGCAACUCCAAGUUCUAUGGGAUCGUGUUUUGGCGCUGGUGUGCAGGAUAGAGCGUCUCCUCGACUACCUGGUAGUUGACGACGUUUCCGAUUCUUUCCUUUCAUCCUUUGAUUCCAUCAUGAAAGACAUCGAGAAUGUUAAGAUGGAAAUCCAACUCCAGAAAUAUGAAACCGAAAUGGAGGCUGUAACCUUGACUCAACAAUCUCAUGUGCCGCCAUGUCAGCAAUCUCCCCAGUUGAAAAUGGAGGUCGUCGGGUACCAGGAGGAGGCAACAUCAGUUAUGAAUCGCCUCACCAGAGGAUCAAAGCAACUAAAGAUUGUUCCCAUUGUUGGUAUGCCAGGACAAGGUAAGACUACCUUGGCCACAAAAGUUUACAAUGACCCUUCCGUUUCUAGCCAUUUCUCUGUUUGUGCGUAUUCUUCCGUCUCACAGAUAGUGGACAAAAACAGAAUCCUCUUGGGCCUUCUAAGUCAAAUUGAACCAAACCAAUCUUGUAACAUCAAUAUUUUGGAGAAUGAUUUAGUGGUGAAUGUGUGGCGCCUCUUGAAAGGACGAAGAUAUCUCAUCUUUUUAGAUGACAUAUGGGAAGCUGAAGCAUGGAGCAGUUUGAAAGAAGCUUUCCCCGAUGAUCACAUGGGAAGCAGGAUUAUGUUGACAAGUCGUCAACAUGAUGUUGUUCCCCACGAAGAGCCUCACAUACUUAGACCAUUUACCGAAGAAGAGAGCAUGGAGUUAUUACAAAGGAAAUUAUUCCCUGCAAGUGGUUGGCCCCCUGAAUUAGUUGAUAUUGGGACGAAAAUUGUCCAAAUCUGUAAGGGGUUACCUCUAACAAUUCUUAUUGUAGGUGGAAUUUUAGCAAACACAUCGCGAGAUGGUUGGGAGACGAUUCUAGGUGGUCUAAGAUCAGGUAUGGUCUCGAGUGCAGAACAGUGCCGACACACGUUGGAGCUGAGCUACAGUUCCUUACCAGAGCAUUUGAGGCCUUGCUUUCUCUAUUUCGCAGCAUUUGCGGAAGACAGUGUGGUUCCUGUCCAGAGGUUGCUUCGCCUAUGGAUAGCUGAAGGAUUUGUUCGGAAAUCUGAGAUGAAACGCAUUGAAGACGUAGCUGAAGACUACCUAAAAGAUCUAAUUGAGAGUAGAACAUGA
Molecule: messenger RNA, 2487 nt
Organism: Oldenlandia corymbosa var. corymbosa
Lineage: Eukaryota; Viridiplantae; Streptophyta; Magnoliopsida; Gentianales; Rubiaceae
Source: the annotation of a GenBank genome assembly